GUGGCUGUCUCCUCACUUCCGGGAACGCCUGGGCUACGAGGCCGCCCCCUGCUCACCGCGCAGCCAGCCGGCCGGCCGGGACCGCGAAGUGGGUGAGCGCGCAGUUACGAGCCGAGUCAGGCCGAAGCUCCGCUGUCCGCGCGGGCCCGGCCUCUCUCUGCGGCCAUGGGAGCGUCUGCGCGGCUACUGCGCGCAGCGAUCAUGGGGGCGCCGGGCUCUGGCAAGGGCACCGUGUCCUCGCGCAUCAUCAAACACUUCGAGCUGAAGCACCUCUCCAGCGGGGACCUGCUCAGAGAUAAUAUGCUUCGGGGCACAGAAAUUGGUGUUUUAGCCAAGACUUUCAUUGACCAAGGAAAGCUCAUCCCAGAUGACGUCAUGACUCGGUUGGUCCUUCAUGAGCUGAAAAAUCUCACCCAAUAUAGCUGGCUGUUGGAUGGCUUUCCAAGGACACUUCCGCAGGCAGAAGCCCUGGAUAGAGCCUACCAGAUAGACACAGUGAUUAAUCUGAACGUGCCUUUUGAGGUCAUCAAGCAGCGCCUUACUGCUCGCUGGAUCCACCCAGGCAGCGGCCGUGUCUACAACAUCGAGUUCAACCCUCCCAAAACCGUGGGAAUUGAUGAUCUGACUGGGGAGCCUCUUGUUCAGCGUGAGGAUGAUAGACCAGAGACAGUUGUCAAGAGACUGAAAGCUUACGAAGCCCAAACAGAGCCUGUCCUGGAGUACUACCGGAAAAAAGGGGUGUUGGAAACAUUCUCUGGAACAGAAACCAACAAGAUCUGGCCACACGUUUAUGCUUUCCUACAAACAAAACUUCCACAAAGAAACCAGGAAACAUCAGUUACUCCAUGAGGAAAAGUGCAUGUAACUAGGAAGAUGAGCAGAAGCUCCUUGUCUUUUGCAUUUAGAAGUUCCUUGUCCUAAGACUCUGGCCUGUAUAAAUUCUUUGAAAAUUAUGUUAGUUUCAUUUCUGCUGAUUUUAUCCUGGAAAUUAAGGAUGUGCCAAAUGAGUCAGUUAUGAAGAUUCAUCUUCUGAAAUGUUUAGUGUGUUUUAUCUAGUUACCUUCUAACUAGAUAAAAUUAGAAUUUAAUUAGCACAAUUAUAAAAUAUUAUAAAUGUCUAACUAGACUUGAAAAUUGUUGAGUGUAAUUGCAAGGGCAAUUGGUAAUCUAAGUUUUGUUCAGAAAAGAAGUGGUGGAUAAAGUUUCCUUAUUUUUCUGGAAAAGUAAAAAAAGAAAAAACUUC
Messenger RNA from Dama dama (fallow deer), 1243 nucleotides. RefSeq names its product adenylate kinase 3 (gene AK3). The transcript has 5 exons. Lineage: Eukaryota; Metazoa; Chordata; Mammalia; Artiodactyla; Cervidae. Gene Ontology annotation, molecular function: ATP binding; AMP kinase activity. The coding region runs from base 166 to 849 and encodes 227 amino acids. The record is from RefSeq and is a predicted model, not a curated record. Gene Ontology annotation, cellular component: cytoplasm; mitochondrion. Gene Ontology annotation, biological process: nucleobase-containing compound metabolic process.